AUCUCGGCCACAGUCUCAAUUUCAACGUCUACGGUGGAGGUUGUUGUCGCGGUCCGUGCAGUGUGCAGUGUGUUCGGUUAGGCUGUGCGCCACUUCAUCGAAAAGCACUCACGAGUGGUUCACGAUCCAUUUCUCACCAUCGGGUUCGUCGCUUGUGGUGUUGGUCGCCUCGAAAGAUCCGCUAGGCGAACGAAAAGUAAAGCAGCAUGAUCGGGAGUGACUACGUGCUUGAAGCACACAACAUCUACCACACAACCGAGGUUGAUACGGGCGGGUGCUUCAAUGGUGGCGGACAGUCGGCACUGGUGCUGAAGGGAGUGCAUCUGACGGUGCACAGUGGCGAGGUGAUGGCCAUCCUCGGUUCGAAGGGCAGUGGAAAGCGAGCGCUGCUGGACGUUAUCGCACGCCGUUCGGAUGGCUCGUCCCGUGGGCAGGUGCUGCUUAACGGUGCACCGCUAACGAAGUCACUGUUCCAGCAGCGCUGCGGGUACGUCACGCAUGCCUGUGACUUUAUCCCGGGACUGACCGUUUCCCAAACGCUUCACUACACGCCAACCAUCCUGGGAGGGUAUCUGAAAAGCUCCAAAGUACGCCAGGUGCUUGCCGAUCUUGCGCUUUCGCAGGUUUCCCACAAGAAGGUGGAAAAUCUCAACAUCAGCGAAAAGCGUCGGCUUGCGAUCGGCAUUCAGCUGGUCCGCGAUCCCGUGAUGCUGCUGCUGGACGAACCAACGCAAGGGCUCGAUCCGCUGAGCGCUUAUCUGCUGAUUAGCAUUCUGUCCAACUCGGCAAAGAAAACGGGAUGCGGGAUAUUGCUCUCGCUCGAGAAACCACGCUCGGAUGUGUUCCCUUUCUUGGAUAGGGCAUUAUUCUUGUGUUUGGGAGGUGCUGUGUAUUCCGGUGGUACUAGAGCUAUGCUGGAAUACUUCCAUGGAAUUGGCUUCCCGUGUCCACAGCUGGAAAAUCCUCUCAUGUACUAUCUCUGUCUGUCGACUGUGGAUCGAAGAUCUCGCGAUCGGUUCCUAGAGUCAAGUCAGCAGAUUGAGGCACUGGUGGAACGAUUCGCCCGUGAAACUCCUAUCCCGGAAGCGCCAAUCAACCCGAUCGGUAGUGGCAAGAUACCGCUGGCCUAUGGAAAACCUGGCGAGCUGAAAGUAUGGGGAAUACUGUACCUCCGUUUACUGGCAGCCACAUUCUCCUGCGGUUAUGCCGGUAUGAAGGCCCUGUUUCUGCGUCUGCUAGCACUUCCAGCAACGAUGGGAUUACUGUGGCUAUUCUACGGCCAAACUGGCGAUGAUGCACACGGCUUCUUCAGCAAGGGUGGCCUAAUCUUGAGUGUGCUUGCAUUGAGCUAUGGCGUCGGUAUCUGGACAACGAUUGCACUGUUUCCACCGUGGAGAAAGCGCUUCUGUCAGGAAUAUGCGGAAGGACUGUACACGGGCGCAACGAUGCUGAUUGCUUACAACACCGUUUCGAUACCGUUCUCCUUCAUCUCAUCGGCUGUGGCUGGCUGCGUCCUUUACCCACUCGUACUUGACCCAUCCAACCCUGACGGCAUGACGUUCACCUAUCUGCUGGUGGCAAUCUGGACCAGCUUCAUGCUAGCCGAGCAGCUGUGCGUCAUGUUCUUGCUUGUCAUGAAGUCACAGCUCAAUGCCGCCAUUGCUGCUUCUUACAUACUGAUCAUCUGCCUAACACUGGCCAGUGGCACUAUCAGAUCGACCAAAGGACUCCCGGGUUGGCUGCAGGAGAACGCCAAGGGUGUACACACAAAGUACGCCAGCUCGCUUCUUCAUACGGCCACCUUUUUGGGACGCAAAAUGAACUGUACACCGGCCAACGGGAUCGUAUGUCCUGCGCCGGCCGAUUUUCUUAUGGAACGGCUGGGGCGUGCCAAUCCACAGGAAACGACCGAUAUCGCGGCCAGCAUUGCCUUUGCGCUGGGCUUGUGUGCAUUCAACAUGAUCCUGUAUCUGCUUCCCAUGCCACGGUUCGUGCGUCGGAAGUUCCGAGAGUAGGAGAAUGGGUCGUUUUAUUAUUUAAGGCAUCUCUGAAGUGGUAUUUUAUUUAGCGUAAGAUAAGCUAUAACAGUUUUAUGUCCGAAACGUUCGUUUUAAUAAAUUACAUUCCAGUAUGAAAAAAUAGAUA
Messenger RNA from Anopheles stephensi (Asian malaria mosquito), 2145 nucleotides. Its product is annotated as ATP-binding cassette sub-family G member 5. Gene Ontology annotation, molecular function: ATP binding; ABC-type transporter activity; ATP hydrolysis activity. NCBI's taxonomy places the organism in Eukaryota, Metazoa, Arthropoda, Insecta, Diptera, Culicidae. The transcript is spliced from 8 exons. The record is from RefSeq and is a predicted model, not a curated record. Gene Ontology annotation, cellular component: plasma membrane. The coding region runs from base 207 to 2015 and encodes 602 amino acids.